GUCACUCAUAUGUGUGUACAGUGAGUUGAGUAAUGAGCGCGAGCACGGCUGUCUGUCUGAGCGCCUUCUGCUACCUCUACAGUACAGGCUGGAAUAAGCAGACAGCGUCUCCAGCAGCGGAGUCAUGAUCCGCCGUCUUCCCCGGGACUCGUCUUCCGCUCGGAGAACCACCGACACACCAUUGUGAGGCAUCUGAUAUUGAACCAGCGGCUUUACUUCGGGCCAUCGCAUUGGUCGCUUUAACGCAGCCGGGGAGGAUCUUGCGCAGUGGCGGCGGACACUUCGGGUGAUGUCGGCUGGCCGUCACUCUUGACAUCGGCCUCUGCUCGCAGGACGCACGGCGGAAUGGGAGAGAGAGAGAUGAAUAAGGAAAUGAGAGGGAAAACAGCAGGAAGUGAGAUCACUGAAUGACGCAAUCUGGAUUCAAACCGAACGUCAAAGAGCAACCCUAAACCUAACCAGCAUUUUAAGUCUAAUGAGGACUGUAAUGAGGACACCUUAAAACAAAGUACAACCAAUAUAAGUAUCAGUGUGUGUGCAGUGACGAGACGUCGAAAUGCACUCGUCUGUUGCAUCUUCCACCCAGUGAGCUGUCUCACUGACAGGCAGACACGACAUAUUGCCGCAACCCAACCCCCGCCGUUUCCACUCCAUCACCAGCCAAUCAAAUGCACUCUGAAAAUAAACUAUCCAAUCAUGGAAAGCAAGUGACAAGCGGGGCCCAAUCACAGCUCCCCAAUGUAAACCAGGCGCAGCAGCAAGCACCUGCUGGCAACCAAGGGUCAAAGGGCGGCGCGUCUGGAAAUCAUGGAGUCAAAGCCAACCAGAUUUCACCUGGAAACCCUGGACUGAAGAGCCUCAACCAGUCAGGCGGCGGUGGUGGAAUGAUGAAGACCAAAGCGAAGAGGGAGCGGAGCGUCUCCAUCGACACGGGAGACCAGAGAGAGUCACUCACCCCGGUUUUGGAGCCAGAUGCUAAAGUAGAGGGUGUGAUGCGCAGCAAACGCCGGUGUGUGCUGGAGAGAAAGCAGCCGUACAGCGGUGAUGAAUGGUGUUCAGGAGCCGAAACUGAAGAAGAGGAUGAGAAACCCCUUUCUGCCACACACCGUGAGCAUGUGAUGUGUCCUAGUCAGGGCCACUCUGGUUCAUCCACCACAGGCCACGUAAGUGAUCCGGGAGGUCCAGGAUUAGGUUCUGGCCACGGACCUGGCAUUCGCACAGAUUUGCAUUCUCGGCCCCCUCAGCAAGUAGUGUAUGUCUUCACCACCAGCCUAGCUAAUAGUGCUGCAGAGGCAGUGAUGCAUGGCCACACAGACUCCAUCCUCUUGUAUCACCAGCAGAAUGUCCCUCGUACCAAGCUCGACCAGCAGUCUACUGGUGUUGGAAAACUCUCCAAUCUAGCAGAGCACAUCAGCUCUAGUCACAGUCCUCCUAUUGGCACACCUAAAUCUCAAAGUGGUACUCCCAGGCCAGCUUCUGUUGGUGGAGUUGGACACCUUCCUGGUACCAGUACUCCUUCUUCCACUGGCCAUCCAGACAGUGAACCAGCUCAAACCCACAGAGGAGGAGGAACAUCCAGCAGCAACAGCCGCGCUGCAGUUCAUACACUGGGCCCAGGAAAUUCAGGCCCACAGUCUGUAGGGGUUUCUGGAACAGAAGGAGUAGAUAGGCCAGGUACAAUUCCCCACCAUGGUGCUGGUGUGUCUCCUUCCACAAGUCCCUCCACAUUAUCUGCACUUCGUCAGAGUGAACUAAGCCAACGUGGAGGACCGGGAAACACAGAUGGGCUCUCUAAGGAGCAACUGGAACAUCGUGAACGCUCUCUGCAGACUCUUCGAGACAUUGAGAGGCUACUUCUUCGUAGUGGAGCUGGUGUUGCCCAAGAGGAUCCAAGAGGUCCUAAUGGCAAUCCUAAUGGCACUAAUGUUAAUAACAAUAAUAGUAAUGAUGAAGGUAGGGGGUUGGAAGAUGGUGAAAUUGGUGGGGGCCUUCCUGGUAAUUGCCAUAUCAACAAUACUGGUAUGCCUGGUAUGCCCCCUGUUGGUGGAAUGAAAAAGUAUGAAGAGCCAUUACAGUCCAUUAUUUCACAGACACAGAAUCUUGGUGGGCCUGGACUGGAUGACUCUCUGAUGGGCCCACACCAUGGUAUGCCACCACAUUCCCACCACCUCUCCUCACCCUCAGGAUUAGACAUGGUGCCCCUUCUUGGACCUGAAGGUGUAACACCAGAGCAGCUAGCAUGGAGGAAGCUACAAGAAGAAUACUAUCAGGAGAAAAGGCGACAACAUGAGAUGAACCCCCACCAGCAUCCCCAGCAUUUCCGCAUGAUGCCAGAGAUGGGCAUGCCUGGGGGACCUCCAAUGCUGAUGAGGGGUCCCCCACCACCAUACCAUAGUAAACCUGGUGAUCAGCAGUGGGGGCCUGGUCCAAUGGUAGGGGGAGGAAUGGGAGGGAAUGCACGAAUGAUGGACAUGAAUCAGGAGGGUCCUCGCGGGCCAAGGUUUCUUGGACAGAUGAGAGGUCCUUCAGGGGGUGGGGGUUAUCCAGAAAGCCCAGGAGGUGUUCUAGGUGUAGAAGGGUUGGGGCCUCAAAGACCUCCAAGACCAGGCAUGGGCUGGUUAGAGGAAAUUCCUCCAAACAUGGGUGGUGGAGGUCCAUUUCACGGGUGCUAUCCUCCAGGGGGACCUGGGGGGCCUCCCCAGCACUUCCAGGGUGAUUUAGAUCGCCCUAUGACGCGGGAAGAAAUGUACCGCAGACUUCAUCGACUAGACUUGCAGCAAAUGUCUAGACAGCAACAGCAAGCAGGGCUUGGAGGCCCCAGAAUGAUGGAUAACCCUGGGGGACCGGGCUUCCCUAAUCCUGGCAUGACUGGAGGCCCGACCUCUCGUGGUGAUCCAAUGGACUUUCCUGUUUCUCGGACUAUAAUGGGUUCUCCUAUUGGUGGAGUGGGUGGUGACGGGGGCCCCACAAUGAGAGACAUUGUUGAUUCUCCUUUAGGGGGUAACCUCAAUAUGAAUAUGGGAAUGAAUAUGAAUCCACAGCAACAGUUGUUGGCUCAGAAGUUGAGGGGAGGUCCUGGUGUUCUUGGGGAGAUGUUAAAUGCUGAAGACAUCUCCCGCAUUAGGGCUUCACAAAAUGGCCGGGGUGGUGCUAACAAAGCAAUGAUCCCUGGCCCAGAGGGACCUCUUCAGUUCCCAAACCAGAGCUCCUUUUCUGGCGGUCAAGUUGAUGGCUCAUUUUUACAGCAGCCAGGCCCUGAUAUGUAUGGACCAGACCAGCCAGGUCCUCACCAUCUGAGCAGCACCUCGAGACUUAGUCACAUUCCCAUGAACACUGGAUCAAGGGUUACAGACCUUGGGGCUCGACACCCUCCUGACCUGCCUAUUAGUGUUAAUCCAAUGGGUUCUCCAGCUAUUCCACCAUCUCACCAGCUCAAAUCCCCCUCUCUUAGUCAGGAGCCAUCGCCUCUCAUGCCCUCACCCUCUGCAGCAGGACUGAAAUCACCCAGCCAGUUACCACAGAGUGGUCCAACUCACCCUCCCCUACCAGCAGCCUCUGGGGCUGGAACACCCUCUUCAACCUCAAUCAAGUCCCCCCAGGUAAUGGGACCUUCGCUUGGUCUUCGCUCACCAUCUGGCUCCCCGGGACAUCUUAAAUCUCCAUCCAUGCCUGUCGCUUCACCUGGCUGGACUGCCUCACCCAAGACUGCUAUGCCAAGCCCUGGUGGGCCUCCUAGUGUCAAGGUCACAGGCAACGGAGGCAGCAGCUCCACUGAUACAGGUAUGUCCUUGCCACCUAGGAGUUCCAACUCAACACCAAUCAGUCAGCCUUCCAACUCUAUCAAUCCUAGCAUGCCUUUCACAUCAUCACCAGAUGCACCUCCCUCCCAAAAUCCUCUGUCGCUUAUAAUGUCUCAGAUGUCAAAAUAUGCCAUGCCUAGUUCCACUCCACUUUACCAUGACGCUAUCAAGACAAUCGCCACAUCAGACGAUGAGAUGCUACCUGAUAGACCCCUUCUACCUGGAACCAACAUGUCAGUAGGCGGCAUGGGAAACCACCAGUCUGCGCAGAUGCUCCUUUCCUCACAGGGUGCAAUGGGACCUCACAGUGGUCCACAAAGUCCGAUGGGAAUGGUACUUCAAGGAGGCCCGCCGUUAUCCCAUGAUCAUCCUGGACCUAUGCUCCCAUCCCCUAACCCUAUGGGGAUACCAGGAAUGCCCUCAGAAAUAAUGGGUGGUGGAGGGGGCCCUCCAGAUGGAAUAGGACCCUGUAAUGUUUCUCCAAUGCAUACACAAAACCAAAUGGGAGGAUUCCCUCGCAUUCAGGGACCUCUACACUCCCCUAUUGGUGGUAUGGGGCAACAGUACCCACCACGUCCUGAUGAUGUGUUACCACCCCAACAGAUGCAUCUUUUAAGCAAAGGCAUGUCUCACCAGCGGCCACCUCAUCAACCAGAAUCUUUUCCGUCAAUGCCCAUGGGUGAUGGUCCAGACCUGAGUGAGGUCAUCAGGCCCACACAUACAGGCAUUCCUGAGUUUGAUCUUUCCCGUAUCAUUCCUGCAGACAAGCCGAGCAGCACCCUACAGUACUUUCCUAAAAGUGAAACCAUGUCCCAGCCACAGCAGAAUCCUCACCAGGGCCAGCCUCCUCCACAGGUUUCUUCCGCUCAACUUCUCAAACAACUCUCCUCGUCUGGACCUCCCCACGGCAACAUCCCCUCCUCCAACCCUCAUAUUGCUAACCUACAGAACAUGAUGGCUGAGCAACAGCUGCCCCUACAUCCUUCACACUCGCACUGUGGGAUGCGUCCAGGCAUGGGCAUGCCUCAGAUCGGCUCAAGGGGCAUGGGAUCAGGAGGUGGGAUGGGGCCCAUAUGCCACCCAGGGCACAUGAUGGGCAGGACAGGCAUGUCUCCACAACAGCAGCUCCAGCAACAACACCACCAUCAGCAGCAACAGGCCAUGAUGGCCAAUAACCUUUUACAACACCCGUCCCACCCUCCUCGUGGCAUGCUGUCUCCACAGCAGCAUCCUCAUAAUCUCAUCGCUCAGCAGAAUCUAAUGAUGAUGCAGGCUAAGCAGAGAGGCAUGGCUCUCCCUGGGGAGCACUUUGGCCAGCAGGGUGCCCUCAUGUCCCCUCAGGGGCCUAUGAUGGGGCCUCCACAUUCACAGACUGGCAUGAUGGGUCCCCAGAGUCUUAGACAACGGAGCAUGUCAUUGGACAGCCCAUUGGGCUACGGACCUGGUAGUAUGGCCAACAUGCCCUUUUAAUCCGGUUUCUCUAAAAGACUGUAAAAACCUUGUUUCUUAUUGGCUUUUUCUCAUUUUGGACAUGUUUUUAAUGCCAUUGACUAACUGUGUUGAUCAAAUGCUAAAAAAUAUUGGUUUUAGUAAUAAUCUCGAUGCUGAAUUUAACUUUGGGAGAUGCUGAAAUUAUUGAGGGUUAACAUUACCGUUAAGUAACAAAAUCUGAAGCCAUUUUUUAAAAUAUUUGUAAAAUAUGUACAUUUCAGAUCAUUGUGUUUGAUUGCAAAGGUGAAAGGAAAAAGCAUCUGGGUUUCUAUGUUCUAAUUACAUUCUGGCUACCAAACUGUUGUGGAAGGUAAUAUAUAAAUAUCUAUAUAUAAAUAUAAUAUAUAUGUAUAUAUAUAUGCAUACAUACAUACAUAUAUAUAUACAUAGUUGCUGUAAAUAAGAUGCAAUUUGUGUUUGUUUGCAACUGUUCUGUAUACUGUGUUUUAUUAGAAAUCUAAUAACAAAUAUGAAUGGUG
Molecule: messenger RNA, 5770 nt
Organism: Danio aesculapii
Lineage: Eukaryota; Metazoa; Chordata; Actinopteri; Cypriniformes; Danionidae
Gene: bcl9l
Product: bcl9 like
Exons: 10
Coding region: 669-5270 (1533 amino acids)
Biological process (GO): positive regulation of transcription by RNA polymerase II; negative regulation of transforming growth factor beta receptor signaling pathway; canonical Wnt signaling pathway
Cellular component (GO): beta-catenin-TCF complex
Molecular function (GO): beta-catenin binding; transcription coactivator activity
Source: RefSeq, a predicted model, not a curated record